AUGCCGCAGUCCUCGAACGGCACCGCGGCAUCCUCGUCUUCGAAGCCAUACCAGCCUCUGGACCACGUACCCAUCCACAUAGCUGCUGACUUUCCCAAACCCAAACCAGUCCCAAAGCUCGCCUACCGUUCUUCCACCUACUGGAACUCUGACUGCCCCAUCGUCAUCGACAAUGGCUCAAGCGAGCUUCGCGCAGGCUUCGCCCUCUCCGACGCUGCAAAUCCCUCCUCCUACUCACAGCAACCGUUCGUCGCGUACGACAACCUCAUCUCCAAGGUCCGCGAUCGCAAAAAGAGCUACACCAUGCUCUUGGUCGGAAACGAUGUCUACGCCGACGGCCUCUCCCGUAGCUCCAUCCGCAGUCCCUUUGACACUGACGUCGUCACCGGCUGGGAUGCCAUGGAGAUCGUACUCGACUACACUUUCUCCAACCUAGGCAUCGACACGGACAGAGUCCAGCACCCGGUUUGCAUGACAGAAACGCUCUGCAACCCAGCGUACAGCAGAGGCAUCAUGAACGAGCUCAUGUUCGAAGCGUAUCAAGUGCCUUCGGUCAACUAUGGUGUCGACUGCCUCUUUUCGGCUUAUCAGAAUGAUGUCGGUCAAGAUGCGCUUGUCGUGUCGUCAGGCCGUUCAAGCACUGUUGUCAUCCCUACAGUCGCCGGCAAGGGAAUCCUCACCAACUCGAAGCGUCUCGCAUGGGGCGGUGCACAAGCUUCGGAUCUCCUACUGCGAUUGAUACAGCUCAAGUAUCCCGGCUUCCCAACACGCGUCACACCAUGGCAAGCGCAAAACAUGCUCGAGGAGCUCUGCUACGUCUCGGAAGACUACGCCUCCGACAUCAAGGGCAUGGCAAUGAUGCCAGCAUCCCACAAGUCGUACGCACCAUCCGCAUGGACGCCCAUGGAGCGCUCCGACGUCAUCGUCCAGUUCCCUUACCAAGACGCGCUACCGGAGCAGAAGUCCGAAGACGAACUUCGCGCACAGGCCGAACGUCGCAAAGCAGCUGGCGAUCGACUUCGUGAGCAGACACGUAAGAUGCGUCUCGAAAAGAUGAUGCAAAAGGAGAACGACCUGAAAUACUACCAGCAGCUCAAGGAGUUCAAGGGCAAGGAACGCAAAGCCGAAUACCUCAAACGACUCGAAAACGACGGAUUUGACAACGAGCAGGCGCUCGACAAGAUGAUCAACAAGAUCGAGGGUGCACUCAAGAGGUUCCGCGCCAAAGAGCUGGGUGAAGAGUACAUCGAGGAUGAGAAGCAGGAAGAGCCAACUUUCCCACUCGUCGAUGUGCCCGACGCAGAUCUGGACGAGGAAGGCAUCAAGGAGAAACGGAAGCAGCGACUCAUGAAGGCAGGUUACGAUGCGAGGUUGCGGGCGAAAGCGGAGAAGGCAGAGGAGAAGAGGUUGGAAGAGGAAGCGCUCAAGCGCGACGAAGAUGAGCGUGUCAACAACCCAAGAGCUUGGUCGUCCAAGAUGAGGAAGGACUACGACGAUGCGAUCAACCGCAUCAAGGAGAGGAAGAGGAUGAAGGAAAUGCUGUCGGACAGGAAGUCGCUGGCUGCGCAGCAGAGGAUGAAGAACAUCACCGCUCUGGCGUCAGAUGCACCCACCAGCGGAAGUGCCACGCCGACCGGUGGACGCAAGCGCAAGAAGGGGGGAGACGAGGAUACCUUCGGAGCCAACGACGACGACUGGGCGAUCUAUCGCGAGAUCCAAAACGCCGACGACUCGGAGGAAGAAGAGGAUGCCUACAACAACCUCUCGGCCAUCGAAACGCGUCUUCUGACGCUCGAUCCCACCUUCGGUCCCGACGACACGUAUGCAGCCCGUCUCGCACGCAAGAAUCGUCUCACACUGACAUUCUUCAACGGACCCGGUGGAGGCGAAGAAUCCUCCAUCGCACCCACCGACCCCGCGCUCUCGCUCAAAGACGAGUCUGACGCGAACAAGCCAGACACCGAUCCGGAAUCCAUCAAACGCCAACACCAGCUGCACCUCAACGUCGAACGAGUCCGUGUCCCGGAGGUGCUGUGGCAACCGUCGAUCGCAGGGCUGGAUCAAGCCGGACUGGACGAGAUCUGCUCCCACGUCGUGCACUCGUUUGACGCCGAGGUGAGGGCGAGGAUGUUGCAGAACAUCUUCUGCACGGGGCGACAUACGGGGUACAAGGGUUUCGAGCAGAGACUGUACUCGAGCAUCCGAGCGAUUCAACCGAGCAACGUGUUGGUCAAGGUGACGGGCGCAAAGGACAGGAGGUUCGAUGCGUGGAAGGGCGCGGCAAAGUGGAGUGUCAGGGAAGAGGAGUUCAGGAAGAGCGCGAUCACCAAGCAAGAUUAUGAGGAGAAGGGAAAGGAGUGGUUCGUGGAACACGCUCUCAGUGCCAAUUGGAAGUGA
Molecule: messenger RNA, 2397 nt
Organism: Pseudozyma hubeiensis SY62
Lineage: Eukaryota; Fungi; Basidiomycota; Ustilaginomycetes; Ustilaginales; Ustilaginaceae
Product: actin
Exons: 1
Coding region: 1-2397 (798 amino acids)
Biological process (GO): regulation of DNA-templated transcription
Cellular component (GO): cytoplasm; Ino80 complex
Source: RefSeq, a predicted model, not a curated record